Molecule: messenger RNA, 5287 nt
Organism: Dermacentor andersoni
Lineage: Eukaryota; Metazoa; Arthropoda; Arachnida; Ixodida; Ixodidae
Gene: CalpC
Product: calpain C
Biological process (GO): proteolysis
Cellular component (GO): cytoplasm
Molecular function (GO): calcium ion binding; calcium-dependent cysteine-type endopeptidase activity
Source: RefSeq, a predicted model, not a curated record
GUCAGUCGGGGAACGCCGAACGGACAACCCAGCACGGGCCCUUUGCAGGCGUGAUGGUUUCGGCGUGCGUGCAGCGACCGGGACGACGCGUUCGCCGGAUUCUCUGCUGAGCGGGCCACGCUUCUGAUCUGACCUGUCGGCUAGGGCGUCGGUGUUCGCGCGCCUGUGCCUCGUUGAAGGGCGACCUCGGAGGACCUGUUCGUGUCAUCUGCCUGUUCGGUGCGCCCCACGUGAGUUCGUCGCUCCGAAGAGAGGGGUCGGUGUGGCUGCCUGAACCGAGCACGGCGAAGACCUCUGCUCGUGAUCGGAUAAGCUCGACAAGCGCCGGGCUUGUUGAGCCCAGAGGGGGAAGAGGUGUGCUGUGCGCCAAGUUACGACCGCUUGCUUCCCUGGUCCACUGCGCUUGUGACUGCACUGACCCGGUGCCCAUUUCGGAAUACAAGUGCCUUCGGAAAGUAACGGGUUUCCCCAGCAGGGUGGCGCGGCGACCGCCAUGUCCGAGCUGGAGAAGAUCAAGAAGAGCCUGCUGAAGUGCGCCAACGGCGACGGGCCAGCACUCUUCGAGGACCCAGACUUCCCGGCCAGCCAGAGCUCCGUCUUCUACCACCAGACUCCGCCCUUCAAGUUCACAUGGCUCAGGCCUAAGGAAAUUUGCUCCAGUCCGCAGUUUGUCUCCGAUGGUCCAUCGCAGUUCGACAUCACUCCUGGCAAGCUGGGCGACCGCUGGUUUGUGUCGUGCCUGGGAGUGCUUGCAACAUGCCGAGGACUGUUCUACCGCGUGGUUCCGGCAGACCAGGGUUUCGGCGAGGCGGACGAGUACGUGGGACUGUUCCGCUUCCGGCUUUGGUGGUGCGGAGACUGGAAGGAAGUGAUCAUCGAUGACCGGCUACCCACCGUCAACGGGAAGCUUGUAUUUGUCCAGUCCGGUCACGGCUCGCUCUUCUGGGCUGCAUUGCUCGAAAAAGCAUACGCAAAGCUGUACGGAUCAUACGAAGCACUGAAGUACGGCAGCAGCGUGGACGGUUUGGCCGACCUCACGGGCGGCGUGACGGAGACGCUCAACAUACGCGAGGACCCGAGCGGCUGUGCGCGAACGCUGGCCGGCUCGCUGCUCGCUCGCACCACUCUCGUCACGGCGGUCGUACAGCAACAGCACACGCAGUCACGGACGUCACCAGAGAAAAUGGCCAAUGGAAUCUGCCUCGGCACAAACUACAGGAUACUCGCAUUCCAGAAGGUGACCACGGCGGGAGGCGAACAAGUGCAGCUCGUGAAGCUGAGGAAUCCCUUCGGUGUCGGAGCAGACUACAUCGGCAGCUGGUCGUUAGAAUCCCAGGAGUGGGACAAGGUUCCGCCGGAGGAGCAAGAAAGGCUGAACUACAAGAGCCCCGCGGAAGGAGAGUUUUGGAUGUCUUACCAGGACUUCAUGAAGACGUUCACCUCUCUCGAAGUGGCUCACCUGGACAGUGAGACGAGUCGCGACGAGCUAAGCCUACGCGACAAGACGCCCUGGCAGAUGAAGGUCUGGAAGGGCCACUGGCAAAAGGGCGUCACAGCCGGCGGAUGCCGGAAUAACACCGACACCUUCCACAUCAAUCCGCAAUUCCAGCUGAUUCUAUCCGAGUCGGAAGAAGUAGUCAUCUCUUUAAGUCAAGAUGCAGUCAUUGAGCCUAAAGUCAUGGGCUUCACUAUUUACCAGACACCGAAGCCACCGAACGACGCCCUGGACAAAGCCUUCUUCAAGAAGAACAAGUCACUACUCAGUUCCCAGUACAGUAACUGCAAGCAGGUGUCCGUCAGGUGUGUCCUGGAGCAAGGAGGCUACGUUCUGCUCCCGACCACUUUCGAACUGGGCCAAGAAGCUUCUUUCACACUGCGCGUCUUCUCGGGAAAACCGACGAAGCUAAAGCUCAUCGACAGCCAACCGAGCACGGUGAAGCCAGCCAUCAUGAAGGCGCCGCCUUCCUUCGACAGCAAGAUCAGUUCGUACGAAGCCGUUUUCCUGCAAGUUGCGGACGAGCACUCCUCGGUCAACUGCUUCGAACUGCAGGAGUUGCUCGAAGCCUGCCUCCCGAAUGAUUACGUAAAGAGCUGCGCAACACUAGAAGUUUGCCGGCAAGUCGUCAUGGCGCUGGAUACAACGGGUAUGGGAAGGCUGAGGUACCAGGAGUACAAGAACUUCAUGUGCAGCCUCAAGUACUGGCAGAGCACCUUCAAGAAGCACACACGUGGCACGGCGGGAAUCCUGAGGGCCGAGAAGCUGCGCGACGCCAUAGUGGACGUAGGUUUUCAGCUCAACACGGAGAUUCUCUCUAUGCUGAUGCUGAGGUACAUGAGGAAAGACGGCACGUUGCGGUUCGGGGACUUCGUGUCUUGCAUCCUUCACUUGUCCGUCGCCUUUGCGACGUUCGAGAAAAAAGAUCCUCUUCAAAAUGGUUUCAUCAAGAUGACGCUUGCCGAGUGGCUCAAGACGUCUUUGCAGUGCUGAUCAAGGACUUCCGGACACCCUUGGAUGACACCGCUCAAGGCUGAAGUAAACAUAGAGAAGAACGGCGUGCGCGACCUACACGACCAGGCUUCGCUUCCAUCUAGCUCGAGAAUCCGGGGCAAAGAACUUUACAAUCCGCCGGGACUGAGCUCGACAUGUGAAUCAAAACCUGUGAUUAUAGAGGGCACAGUGCAUGAUAUGCCGCUAUGAAGUGAUGUGCCAUUGAAUCAGGGACGCACUCGGAGCUCUAAAUAAUAACAAUUAAGCUUUACAGAUGACAUACUUCAAGUUAUCAACAGCAGUCCAAAUAAGAAUGUUUCCGGAGUCAACGUUUCGACAAGGGGACUUAUCCUCGAUGAAGACAAGUCACGUUAACGAAACGUUGCCUCCAGAAACGUUCAUUGUUCGAUCACUAUUGAUAAAUUAUAAGUCGCCGUCUUCCUGUGUACCUCUAUCUUGUUCGGAUUGACUACAAGUUGUAAUAACAUGUAAAGCGAGAUUUUGAAGUGAGAUAAAAUGUUCGCCUUUAGGGUAAGGUGAAAUUAAGUCUUAUCAUAGAAGCCUAUAGCGUUGAAUGUAACAUCCGAUUUGAAAGCAUCGCAGAGUCUGCGGCUUUUGGUAAAUGUUCAAACACGGUGAGUAAUAAGGUAGCUAAAAACGCAUUGUAAAACCUUCCUGAGUAAGGAUAACGGGCUUCCCGAAAACCUUGAACCUGAGCGGAUUCUGUCUUUCACGAAGAAAAUGAGUUUAUAUGUGUUUCGAGGUAUGUUGUUCGACACAAAUUGUUUGACACUUAUUAAGCUAUGUAUAUAACUGUUAAACAUUGCAUUGCUACUGUUUUUGUUAGUAAGCGCUUGUGAAUGAAGAAAUCACGACCUGUGCAGUAUCUGCGUUGCUUUCUUCAACUGCGGAAUUUACUUCUUCUGGAAACGCUUUUGUUUAUAGGCAUCUGUCUGUCUGUUCUUAUCUGCGUGAAAUAACAAGGCUGAUUCGGACUCGAUUUCCUGUUUGCAUUAGUUUACGCGGAGGCCAAGAAAAUAAAGGCAAGAUAUAUUUUGAUAAUAUUCGUGAUUAAUCUCUAAUGAAUUCUUAAUUAAUACUUCAAUUUUACGCAAGUACAACGUAGUGGUUCGACGAAAUGGCUGAAGUAUACAUGAAUAUUUUUUUCGGAUGCAGAUUGUGUGCCAAUGUGGAAGACAAUUGAACGACAACGCAUGCGGAGCCUAAUGAAAGUUUGAUUAAAUAUAAGAGGCAGAAAGAGAGCGGUUUGGAUCAGAGAGCGAACGGGUGUAACCGAUAUUUUAAUUGACAUAAAAGGGAUAAAAUAGAGCUGGGCAGGUCUUGUAAUGCUCAGGUUAUAUAGCCGGUGGACCAUUAGGGUUACAGAAUGGGUGCCAAGAGAAAGGACGCGCAGUCGAGGACGGCAGAAGACUAGGUGGGGUGAUGGAAUUAGGAGAUUCACGGGCGCUAGUUGGGGUUGGUUGGCGCAGGACGGGGGUAAUUGGAUAUGGCAGGGAGAGGCCUUCGUCCUGCAGUGGGCAUAAAAUAGGCUGAUGAUGACGAUGAGGAGGAGGAGAGCGAAAGUACGCGUGGUCCUUGACCAUAAUGAUCAAAAAUGCGAGAAUCGUUCACAAAUACGAGGCUUCCGAAGGUAGGCACAGAAUAUCCUCUGUCUUUCAGUAAUGGUGGCGCGCACCACGCCUGGUCGCUUCGACCUGUUCCCUCUCUAGCAGUUUAUUUCGCCCCCAGAACACGAAGCUCAUCCUUAAAAUGCGUCCUGCAAUAAUUCAGCCGAAGCUGCGUAGACACACUAACUGAGGUUUACAACUGAAUACAGAUUAGUGUGUGCCUUACACCGGUCAUUUUUUUUUUCUGUUGUGUGAUUGCCGCUAACAAGCACGUCCACGUAAAUUGCUUUAUUUGAUUUCGCAUUUUUCGGCUAAAAAUAAACUGUGUAGAAGUAUCGACGAAUAAGAAUGUAUUUGCAAAUUAAAGGCAAGGAUAGAUUUGACAACAAGGCUUUUAGAUGUGCAUCGCGGGACGUUCGCAAGAUUUGUUUAUUGUAGAGCAAAAUCUGAAAAAUUAGCAGGUGGUUGUGUCAUUGUGUCAGUCCUCAAGUCCUGAUCGCAGGAACAGGUAAUAGGCUCGUACUGACAUACGAGGUGAAGACCAGAAACUAUGGAACCUAAUUAUGAUACAAAAUUUUCGUGAAGAAAGAAUGCCUUCUGUAGCUUUUACCGUCUAGCUUUGCAACAUGCGCGCUCGCGCUGUCGUGCGUUCUCUGCUAUCACCGUAAGCCUGUUUUGUUAAGUACUGCGGUGGUAACACAGCUGUUCCAUUUCAGCGUUAAAGAUAUACCGCACCCAGUAAGCAAACAAGUACAUGUGCGUGAAUUAUUGUGAUGACGUAAGGCAAACAGUGUCGCUUUGUUCGUCGAAGGAUUUUGAUCGCUGUGUCUUGCAGAUCAUUUGACAGAGUAUUGUGCGCAGGGCGUUCAGAACUUCCGCGUCUUUUUUACUACUUGAGAAAAGGUCUGCUUGCAGAUACUGUAUUCAUGUACAAAACUAAUGGCACCGACGGAUAUAUUGUGCAAAGUCAGGAAUAUAUUUACGUGUAUGAAAAUUGCAGGCGCAGCGGAAACUACUCCCUCAUCCGUGUAAAAUAAUCCAUAGUCAUUGUACACUAAACCUUUUCUCUGUGACUUUUCUCGCAAAUAUGGAUUCAUUCAGUAUGGUAUAUCAAUAACUUUCUCAGAAUUUACAUGACCUUUGUCUUAGUUGCAAUAAAGAAUUGAACCGA